AUGACCCCUCCUCGUGUCAUUGUUGUUGGCGGAGGCCUGUCUGGUCUAAGCGCCGCCCAUACCGUCUACCUGAACGGAGGCAACGUCCUUGUUCUGGACAAGAACAACUUCUUUGGCGGCAACUCCACGAAAGCCACCUCUGGCAUCAACGGCGCCCUCACCCGCACUCAGGUCGAUCUCGGCAUUCAAGACAGUGUCAAGCAAUUCUACGAGGACACACUCAAAUCGGCUCGUGAUAAGGCUAGGCCAGAUCUGAUUCGAGUUCUCACAUACCAGUCCGCCGCAGCCGUGGAAUGGCUUCAAGAUGUCUUCAAUCUCGACCUCACUCUUGUUUCUCGAUUGGGCGGUCACUCUUUCCCCCGAACACACCGAGGACAUGAUGCGAAAUUCCCUGGUAUGGCCAUUACUUAUGCUUUGAUGCAAAGACUGGAAGAGCUCUGCGAAUCCGACCCCGACAGAGUCGAGGUCAUUAAGAAGGCCAAAGUCACAUCUUUGAACACGGAUGGCAACCUGAUCACCGGUGUUACAUACGAAUAUGGCGGUGAGACGCACUCGGUGGAUGGUGUGGUCGUUCUGGCCACUGGUGGAUACGCCGCCGACUUCACAGAGACCUCCCUUCUCAAGAAGCACAGACCAGACACUUUUCAUCUGUCAUCAACCAAUGGUACACAUGCCACAGGUGAUGGACACAAGAUGUUGAUGGCAAUUGGCGCGAACGACAUUGACAUGGACAAAGUCCAAGUGCAUCCGACCGGCCUGGUUGAUCCCAAAGAUCCCAACUCCAAAUGGAAGUUCUUGGCUGCUGAAGCCCUUCGAGGCGAAGGUGGUAUUCUACUCAACAGCGAUGGUCAACGAUUCUGUGAUGAUCUCGGCCACCGUGAUUACGUUUCCGGCAAAAUGUGGGAGGAGAAGGAGAAGGGCAAAUGGCCCAUCCGCCUGGUCCUAAACUCCAAGGCCUCAAACGUCCUUGACUUCCAUACCCGGCACUACUCUGGUCGUGGCUUGAUGAAGAAGAUGACCGGCAAGGAGCUGGCUAAGGAAAUCGGCUGCGGAGAGGCUGCGCUGGAGAAACAGUUCAAGGAAUACAACGCCAUUGCCAAAGGCGAGAAGAAGGAUCCCUGGGGCAAGAAAUACUUCCACAACAUGCCCAUGGACAUCAAUGAUACUUUCCACGUUGCGUUGAUGGAGCCCGUCCUGCACUUCACUAUGGGUGGCAUGGAGAUCAACGACAAGGCCCAAGUGCUCAACAGGGAACACAAACCUUUCGAGGCUCUUUUCGCCUGUGGUGAACUUGCUGGCGGUGUUCACGGUGCGAACCGGCUGGGUGGUUCCUCGCUUUUGGGCUGUGUGGUCUACGGCCGUGUUGCAGGAGCGUCGGCGUCUCAAUACCUGUUCCACAAGCUUACCACCCAAGGAGGUGCCACCGGGACUUCUCAGCGUCUCGGGCAGAUCUCAUUACAUAUUGAUCCCAGCACUCCUGGCAAGAUCUCAGUGGAAUGGGGAAGCGGUGCUUCUUCGGGGUCCUCAAUCGGUACUUCGACAACCUCGAAGCAGGCCCAAAAGAGCGCAGCACCGGUGAUGGAUGGCGACAAGAGCCAGGACCCCGGCAAGAAGAAGGAUGUCAACGAUAUCAGCAACUUCAAGGUACCGGAUAAGGAGUACAGCCUGGAAGAGGUUGCCAAACAUAACAAGAAAGAUGAUCUGUGGAUUGCCGUCAAGGGUGUCGUGAUGGACGUCACCAAUUGGCUCGAUGAGCAUCCGGGUGGUCCUCAGGCAUUGUUCAGCCACAUGGGCAAAGAUGCCACAGAAGAGUUCGAGAUGCUUCACGACGACGAAGUGAUUCCGAAAUAUGCUGCCGACAUUGUCAUUGGCCGUGUCAAGGGCCAGGAAGUGCGACUGGAAUAUUGA
This is a messenger RNA of Fonsecaea erecta, 1908 nucleotides long. RefSeq lists its product as hypothetical. The coding region runs from base 1 to 1908 and encodes 635 amino acids. Lineage: Eukaryota; Fungi; Ascomycota; Eurotiomycetes; Chaetothyriales; Herpotrichiellaceae. The transcript has 5 exons. The record is from RefSeq and is a predicted model, not a curated record. Gene Ontology annotation, molecular function: oxidoreductase activity; FMN binding.